Messenger RNA from Heteronotia binoei (common prickly gecko), 7200 nucleotides. It is a transcript of the gene TACC1, whose product is annotated as transforming acidic coiled-coil containing protein 1. The coding region runs from base 3 to 2501 and encodes 832 amino acids. Gene Ontology annotation, biological process: mitotic spindle organization; cell population proliferation; cerebral cortex development. The record is from RefSeq and is a predicted model, not a curated record. The transcript is spliced from 13 exons. NCBI's taxonomy places the organism in Eukaryota, Metazoa, Chordata, Lepidosauria, Squamata, Gekkonidae. Gene Ontology annotation, cellular component: cytoplasm.
CGAUGGCGUUCAGCGCGUCGUGGCAGCUGCUGUCUCCCGUGCAGUGGGCCAAGUGGACGUGGUCGGCGGUGCGAGGCGGCGGGGGGCCCGAGCAGGAUGCCCUGGCCGCCGGCGGAGACGGGGAGCUUCAGGCGGCGCCGGGGCUGGAGCUCGACGCCGACGAGGAGGACGCCGCCGCGCAGGCGGACACCAAGUCGCUGAGUCUCAGUUCGGAUUCGGAAGGCAAUUUUGAGACCCCUGAGGUGGAAACCCCGAUACGCUCACCAGGAAAGGAGCUCCCAGGCCAGUCCUUGCAGUUGUUCCAGCCUGAGAUCGAGUCUCAAGCAUCUCAUGAAGGUGACGUGGACUUUGUAGCCAAAGUUUUAGAGAAGAGUUUGCUGCAGAAAGACUUGGCUUCAGCAGAGGAUGAAUUGCAGGCAGACACUGCAGUCCCACAAGCUGACAAGGCGUUGGCAUCAGAACCUGAUGUUGGGCCUGGCAAGAAUUCAUCAAUGACUCCCUGCGUGCCAGCAACGGAACCGUCUGCAGAACAGCCUGCAGCCAUUGCAGAGGAAAGGGCUUCUUUGGAAAAGUCUGAUCAAGAACAAACUUUAGCAAGCGCCAUUACCCAAGGGGAACAACAGAGGACACCUUUGGAAGAUGCUGAGGUUGAGACUGAAGGGCUUACAGAAACCAAGCUGAGUGGAGAAGUGCUCGUUGUGAACAAAAGCAAACUCCCAAGAGCAAAACCUUUUGCCCUCCAGAAGAAAAUGGGAGGGGAGAACACUGAAAGCGAAGCAGCCACAGAGGGUAUCCCAGUCCCCAAAGCUUCCUACCGCUUUGACCCAGAGACAUACAAUGAAAACAUGAACCCAUUUGUGAUGGGAGGCUCUAGGCUCCAAAACUCUCCUCCUCCUUCUCAGCAAGGCUUUGUUCUUCCAAAGAGUGAUGCAAAGGAGUCCAAUUUGGGGGCAGCUGGCGAGCUGGAGGGCCGAGCUGUGAGACUAGAAUUUGAUUUUGUGGAAGGAGACGAGAGCACAGAGGCCAAGAAAGUCCCGCUGAAAAAACCCAGCAGAAAGCCAGCCAGCAGGUUGUCUCCUAAGAGGCAAAGAGGCGGUGCCACCCGACCUGUGGCAGGCACUGAGCAGGUAGCGAAAGCACCUGCUGCCGAUGCCCUUGAGGUGCCACUUCCUAAGGUCUCCCACCAGGUGGACAACAGCCAGUGGGAUGAUCCUAACUUCAACCCCUUUGUGGGCAGCUCAGCUUUGCAGAGCUCCCCAACUUUGCAAAAGGGUUCAUAUAAUUUUGAGAUGGCAGACCCUUUCAAGACUUCUGCUGACGCUGGAACUGACUCCUGCCCCACUGCAGAGAACAGCCUCAAUGAGAUUUUGGAGUCCCAGGUGCUGGAGAUCCAUGGAGGUGAACUGAAGAAAAGCUCAGCUUCUCCAAAGAAGGCCAAAUCACGGUUGAUAACGAGUGGCUGCAAGGUGAAGAAAUAUGAAACACAGUCUCUGGUUCUAGAUGUUUGCACUAAGGAUGAAGAAGAUGGAUCACUCCUAUCCCAUAUCCCAGACCUUCCUAAUCGGGAUGGACGUGCCACCGAUGAAGAGAAGUUGGCUUCCACGUCCUCCUGUCAGAAGCCAGCUGAGUCAGAGGUGAAAGGUGAGCCCGAGGAAGACCUGGAGUACUUUGAGUGUUCCAAUGUUCCUGUGUCUGCCAUAAAUCAUACGUUUCCAUCAGAAGGUUUUAAUAAGGAACUAUCCUGCACCCAGACAGAAGGCAGUGGUCUUAGCAAUAUACUGGGCAAUUCUGAGCUGUGUUCUGUGGAGAAGGCCUCCGGAGUUCCACCAUUAGGCAUGAGGGGAAGUGCUGAAAGCCCCCUGGAUGCCAUUUGCCUCAAUGAAUCAGAUAAGAUGGCAGUUCUAACUCUGAUCAGAGAGGAGAUCAUCUCUAAAGAGAUUGAAGCAAAUGAAUGGAAGCGGAAGUAUGAAGAAAGCUGGCAAGAGGUUUUGGAAAUGAGGAAGAUAGUGGCCGAAUAUGAGAAGACCAUUGCUCAGAUGAUAGAAGAUGAACAGAGGACAAACAUGGCAUCCCAGAAGAGUCUCCAGCAACUCACAAUGGAGAAAGAACAAGCGUUGUCUGACCUGAAUUCAGUGGAGAGGUCCCUAUCUGACCUGUUCAGGAGAUAUGAGAACCUGAAGGGUGUCCUGGAAGGCUUUAAGAAGAAUGAAGAAGCCUUGAAAAAAUGUGCUCAGGACUACCUGACUCGGGUCAAGCAGGAGGAGCAACGGUACCAGGCCUUGAAAAUCCAUGCUGAAGAGAAAUUAGACAAAGCCAAUGAAGAAAUUGCUCAAGUGCGUGCCAAGGCUAAAGCUGAGAGUGCAGCUCUACAUGCUGGACUCCGAAAAGAACAAAUGAAGGUGGAUUCUCUGGAGAGAGCCCUGCAGCAAAAGAACCAGGAGAUUGAGGAGCUCACCAAGAUCUGUGAUGAGCUGAUUGCCAAGCUAGGAAAGACUGACUGAUCCAUACUCUGUUGUCUAGCCCCAUGCUUGGACUGCUUCCCGUUUGUCUGUCUGCAUCUUCAAGCAAGCACCUUGUCUUAUUUCCCAGAAAUAAUCUUCCCCUGCAGCAGAGAGAAAAGCACACAUACAUACACCUAGCUUCCAAACUGAGCAAUUGCCAUCUGCAAGAUCCAGAGGCCUGGCCUAUGUUUACUUCCAGCAUUCUGCUGACACUGGCUAAAUUUUUGCUGCUAACUUUUAGCUGGCAGCCCUGAUGCCUUGUAUUUGUCCAACUUGGUAUAAGCAAGGCAUGCAUUAGAGAUGUAUUAUUUGCUACUUUGUGUUGAAAACAGGCGCCCAGGGUAUGGUAGGGAUCCAGUCCACAGAAGAUGCUGGAUUGCUGCCUCAAGAUCAGUAGCAUGGCAAAAGAAGCAUCACUGAUGAUGCCAUUUUGGUUGGGGGGAAUAGACCAGUAUCAGGUGCAGCUUGUGCCCCAUUUUUUGUUGCUGGAAAUGUAGUGUGACAAAAUGAAACAAGGCCAGCUCAAAUGCAAUAGUUUCAGCACACGGGAUGAAACUCAGAAUGGUUUCCAUGGAUGGAUCACAUGUGGGAUCCAAGCUGAAGUUCAUUAGCUCCUGGGAGGAUAAGUCUUAAGGGGUCAUGACCCAGCAACCAGGAAAAGAAAUGCCUGACUCCAUGCUAGUUCACAUCAGUGCCGUGGCAUAAGAAUGAGACUGGUCAGAAAGAGCACAUAUUUCCCAGAAUGCAGCUUCAAUGCAGGGCCUUUCAAAGUAGAGAGCAAACAUUAGAAGUUCAAAAUUAUGCAAUGAAAAUUUCUCUCCUUGGUUAAUCCAAGAUGUACCCUCAUCUCUUUGGAAAGGAGCAAAAGACAUGGAGGCCAGGCUCCUGCUUACAUAUAUCUGCCAUCCUCAAAAGUAGCUUUUCUUCAGUGUUCCCACAGAACCUAAAACAAUGUCAGACCUAAAAUAUAUUCCCAAAACCCCAGCCCCCUAAAUGGGACAGGUAGAUGGAUGUCUAAUUCCUUGGGGAAUUUGUGCUGCUGCUGAAAUUGUAUAAAGUGCAGUUGAGGACUUCUGAGAUGUACUUGUCAGCCCACAGAGUGGCAUCAGUCAGACUCUCGUCUUUCUGAACUUAUCCUAGAGUCUGUUAUUGCCUUUUAUUUUGGUCUGGUGCGGAAUUGUGGAAGCACUUUGAAUACUUCUGCAAGGAGAUCUAUUGUUGUCUGUUUUUGUGCCAUGCUUGUAUUGAAGUCUCACGUGGUCCAACUGUAGUCAGAUUUCUUUCUUUUAACUUGGGAUGCCUCCUUACCUUGCACAGACAUGGCUUGUCUUGGUCUGGUGGGGUCUGCAUACACUGACUUCUCUCAAUGGUCAUAACAAAACUGAUGUUUCAAAGCCAUGGGCUGUGCUACCUGUGAUGGGUGUUCACUGGGUGGUGUGAUUCUGCUGGUGCCUAAAUUUCACACACAAUCAUCUUUACAAUUUAGGUUCCUGAGAAUUUCCCCCAGGCGUAAUGGAGCCGUCUCUGUAAUCUCCUGAUAGAACUUCUGUUCCUCCUCUGUAAUCUCCAGACAUGUGUGAGCCAUGGCUUCUGAAUCACCCAUGUGUUAACAAGCAGUGACCAGCUGGAGAAGAGAGUUCCUCUGAGUUACCAGAUGACAAAGUGCAUUGCCUUUGAGAUUGGGAAAGGAGGGCUUUCUGGAUGAUGGGUUUAGUUUUAAAAGCAAGCUUGCUCAGAAUCUAUCUCCUUCCUAACAAAACUGGACACGUUCCUGUUGCGCUUUGCUCUCCACAUUUUUUGCCUUCCUGUGUGUUGCUGCCCAGGCACCAUCUGAUCUCCUUACCGGGCCUGUCAACACCAGUGCAAUUGAACCAGUGAACUGGGAAGAGCACGGAGAGGAAGGGCCUCUUAAAGCCUCUUGUUCUCUUGGAAGUGGCAGCCAACAAGUGGAACUGAAUGUGGAUGGAGACUUUGCUCUGUCUUUUAGCUUGGGUAGAACAGUCAGAGAAUCUCUAGCAGUACAGGAGGCCGAGACCACCAGAUUCAGUUCCUUUGUGAUUAUCUGAAGGGGGCAGUUUUUCUCUCAGAUUAUGGCCUAGUUGUUCAAUAUGUUUUUCCUGGGUAUGUCCCAUGGUUGGAGGGCUCUCUGCUUGUCCUAGGUAUGCAGAGCACAGAGAGAAGGGACUUAGACCUCUCCCCUCACCAUUGUCCUACCCUGAACCAGUCAUCCACAAUUUGCUGGGCUGGGAAAUUAACAUGUAGCCAUAUUAGAAUAUGCACAGCCCCCAAAAUGGGAAAUAAUAACUCCCAGGAUUCUUUCAGGUCACAAAAAUGGUGUGUGGGUGGGUGGGGGACAUGUAAGCCCCUUCUCCCUGAGCUCCACAGACCCAGUCUGUGAUUGGACCUCUGUGCACCUGGGAAGCACAGAGUGUGUUUGACCUGAACCAGGAAUGUACCCAGGGAAAAUAAAACAUGUGGUUAAUCUCUGAGAGUUUAAUUAUGCCCCAAGUUACUGAAGGAAUCUUCCUGCCUCCCUCCCUUUUAAAACAUGAGUUCUAAUGCAGUAUAUUGGAUAAAAAACCUGUUGAGUAAGCUUGUUGCUGAGGGUCUGGUGACCCUCAUAGCAGGAUCUGUGGAGAAGGAACAGCAGCUCCAAACUCGAUGUUACAUCUGGCACAGUUGUCAUGUGCAGUAUUUUGCACAGGCAGAGCCCCGCAGCUGAGCAAAUAGGACUCUCUCAGGCUAUUUCAGCUCUGGAAAAUGAUCUGGGAGGGAAGGCCAAAGCCCCUCUUCCCCUACACUGCAGUUCCGAGCCAAAUUGGUUCCUGGCACACUUGGGAACUUAGGUUCCCUGGUGUUACAUUAUUGCUGUGCAAAGAUCAGAGUUGGGUCAUGCAGGAUGAAAUGUAUAUUUUGUAUCUGAGGGUUUGGAAAGAGCUCUGCUGCUAAGUUUGUGAUAUGAAAAAUACUCCCAUUACCUAUGAAGUCACAAUCCUUACCAUCUGGAAAUGUAACGUUGGUUACUUUUGCAGGUUACAAGUAAAAACCUUGAAUAAGCAUUCUUGAUCUCUAAAGGAAGGAGGAAGGCAAGGCCUGUUCUUGAGGUACUUAUUCUCCUCUACUGCCAAAGCCUCAUGGUUUGAUAGCAUCUCUGUUUUCCUCUGGGUUCCAGUGGUUGCACUUUUCUUCGUUGUGUAUGUGCGUGUGCACUGUGCCAAAUGCUCUCUUGUUUUGUGUGCCUCUCAAGCAUGCCACUGUAAAUGUGGGCAAACAAGAUUCCUAAGGAAUGACAUUAUUAACUAUAAUAUGGUUAUUAUAGUUUGUGCAGAUAUUACAAAUGUGUGUAUAUAUAUAUAUAUAUAUAUAGAUAUAAUGGCUAAAGUUCUAUACUGUGGAUGGUGUGUGUGAUUUAAAUUUGUGGAUCUGUUGCACCUCAUAAGCUCUUGUGUAGCAAGAGGGAAGCUAUGCUAUGCAGACUGACCAGUGGCUCAACGCCUGUAAACUCAUCGUUAUAGGAGCGCAUAGCUUCUGCCCAUCUUGCAGGAGAUUUGAACAAUGGCUGCUGCACCUGAUAAUGGAGUGGUUAAGGCAAUACAUAAGGCUCAGUAAGAAUGUACCUGCACCAGCACUUAAUUUGAUUGUAUGUUGCUUUCCUUGCUCAGCUGCCCCUAUGGGAUCAGUGUCAGGGUUCCGAACCUGAGUGGAGGUGCAGGAUCUAUUCUUUUGUUGUAAUCAUAUUCUCAGCCCCUGCUCACCUGCAGGAGUGGCUUUGGCACUGGGCUGCCCCAUGUUACCAUGUUCCUGGUUUUUGAGCAACCAAGUACCUUGUAGCUGUUCCUGCCUCUUUAAUCUGGUGGCAGCAGAAGCAGCAUGUAGAUCCAGCCGUAUUCUCAUUGGGUAGGAGGUAUAUAGGCUUAUGAUUCUCUUCCUGAUGGGCAUAUUGAUGCUUAUGUUAAGGUCAACAUGUUUCUGCCUGUGCCCUGAUUUCAAAAUCCAGAAAAAUAAUCAGUUCUAAUGGAACAUGCCGGAAUCUACCAUUGCAUGUUGGUUGUAGGGACUCAAGAGGGACAUACUGCAUUUUGGAAAUGGUAUAAAGUGAAGACAGCCAAUGCAUUUGGCCUAACUAGACCCAGGUGAGGGUCCAGCAGACCUAGGUGUGUCAGUCCAUCAUAAACACAAUGGCACGCCUUGUCCAGAAUAAAAAAUCCUGACCUGGUUUAUUUUCUGACAUCUCUACAACAUCUGUAAAGUAAAUCAGCAAGGCUGGAAUUCCGGUCCUGAAUAGAGGGGUUUUGCUGUUCUCUGGUUCCAAGCAUGUCUUUCUCUGCAGUGAAAUCUAAGCAGCUUUUUGCACAAAGGAUCUUUUCUGUAAAAAGCCACUGUUCUUGCUUUCUGCCAAUGUACUUUGUCUGUAACAGAGCCCCCCAAGAAUUGUUAACCUCACUGUUUAUCUGCUUGCCUGUACCAUCCAGCAAAGGUUCUCUGACAUCCAGGAGAGGAAACUCCUGUAGUUUGAGUCAGUUUGUACAGUUGGGUGUAAGUAACUUGCCGCAUUCACACAUUUGAUAUAUAUGAUGAUUUCCCUUUUCUAUGUCAAGUAAAUAUUUGUAAGAGUUAUACUCACACAAAUUGAAUUACUAUAAUUAUUACUAAUAUAUUUUUUCCAUGUUCCAUUGCCUGAAUAAAAAUGUGUUUUCAA